Molecule: messenger RNA, 4147 nt
Organism: Dreissena polymorpha
Lineage: Eukaryota; Metazoa; Mollusca; Bivalvia; Myida; Dreissenidae
Product: thioredoxin-like protein 1
Exons: 9
Coding region: 75-944 (289 amino acids)
Source: RefSeq, a predicted model, not a curated record
CCAAAACCGGAAGCGGCAUUUUUAAUUGUCAUCGUUAAGUAAGGUGUUAAAAACGUCAAUAUAAACAACCAAACAUGGCAAAUAACGUACGUGUGAUAGCUACUGACGCCGAAUUCGAUCCCGAAUUGACGAACGCGGGUACAAAACUUGUUGUCGUAGACUUCUUUGCCACUUGGUGUGGACCAUGUAACAGAAUUGCCCCAAUUUUCAUUCAGCUGAGUGCAAAGUACCCCAAGGCAGUUUUUCUGAAAGUAGAUGUUGACCAAUGUCCAGAAACCGCCCAAGGACAAAAUGUCUCAGCAAUGCCAACGUUCAUCUUCUAUAAGAACAAGGUGAAGAUAGACUCACAGAGAGGGGCUGACCCUAAUGCACUGGAGGAGAAGAUUAAGAAGUGGUAUGGGGCUGAGGAUGAAGAAGGGGAGGAAGGGGUCACUGUCAAAGGUCAUAUGGACCUUGGAACAUUCAUCAACAAGUCCGGCUGCGAGUGUUUAAAUGAGGCAGAUGAACAUCCAUUGGCUCACUGUCUCACAACAAAGGGAGGCUACCUUGAAUCUGACUGUGAUGAACAGAUUCUCAUCAGCAUAGAGUUCUCUCAGCCUGUGAAGCUGCAUUCUUUGAAGUUGUACGGACCAGCAGAUAAAGGUCCAAAGACAGUAAAGAUUUUCCAGAACCAACCUCGAUCUCUUGACUUUGAUUCUGCUGACAGCAUGGAGCCAGUGCAAACAUUAGAACUGACUCCAGAUGAUGUCAAAGAAGGAAGCUUGAUUCCAUUAAAAUUUGUGAAAUACCAGAAUGUAUCCAGUGUAACACUGUUUAUCAAGGACAAUCAGGAAGAGGGGGAGGUAACACGCUUGGAUUACCUCGGAUUUAUUGGUUCUCCAGUCAAUGCCACCAACAUGAGUGACUUUAAACGGGUGGCUGGAAAGAAAGGUGAAAGCCAUUGAAGAGACGAUUACAUGUGAUGACACUUGUUUGCAUUCUUAAAAAGUUCUUUAAAAAAAAGAAAACGGUUAAUUUUCCGGGCCCAUGUUCGCAAAGCUUCUUUUGGAAAAUUAAGGGCAAAUCUUCUAAUAUCGGUAAUAUUUUCCUUUAGUCUAUGAUCAUUUUGUGUAUAUACAUUAUACAUAAUUGUAUGCACCCAACUUGUCAAAAGAGGAAUACAUAUUUCCCUUUGUUGCGUUCAACAUGUUUAAAACAAGUAAAUAUUUACAAGAUAAUUAUUGAUUUCGCAGAAGUCUCAGCAUUUCCCAUAGCAAAACAGAUCUUAUUGUUACCAUGUUAAGUGUUCACUUAAGAACAACUUAAGUUGAGAUCUUCAGGAGGAGCUUUUGUGAUUACAGGCCCAGCUAAGAGUCAGUACUAAUUAUUUCUUUUAAUUAAUUUAUUGGUUUUAGUUACAAUAUAAAGCUAAAAAUAUUUAAGUAUCAUUAACUGUUGAAUUAUAACUGUUGUUAACUAUAUGUGUUAAGAGUUGAAGAACGGUGUAAAAAAUGUAUUUGUAGGCUGAAUGCAACAGCCUGAUAUUGCAAAGGUUGUAUAUGUUGUGUUAAAAUAUAAUUAUUUAUGCUGUAAAAUGGGAUUCAUUAAUUGAAUGGUCAUAGAAAGUUGACAGAAUAAUUUUCCUUAAGAAAGACAAACAAAAUUAUGUUUCAUAUUUGUUAAGAAAAAUGUUUGUUUAUUUAUAUGGCAAUAUGAUUUUCAAUGAUCUUAUAUAUAAUAAUGGAGUCUUUGUGUAACUGUACCAGCCGUAUUAAAAUUAUGCUCUCCUAAGAAAAAGUACCGCUGUAUUUCUUUGCACCUGUAUGUUGGUGGGUUAGUCGAUCAGAUUGUCAGUCUUCUUAGUAUAUACCAUUUUGUUUAUGUACUCUAUCUGGAGACUGAUUUGAACUUCUUCCAAAUUAUGAAGUCAGUUUUUUUAAGAAAAAGAAGACACCUAUCAAGUCCAGGUUAAAGGUGAAGAUCACAUUGUCUAAAAACUCACAGUUGAAGUUACAGUAUAUAAUAGUCAGUAUGGUUACCAUCUAUUCCCAUGUUACCAAAAGUGGACUUUCUAUGAUUAUGAAAUAGCAUUUAAAAUUUGACGCUUUGUUCCCUAGUAAUAGGAUUAAUUAUUGUACUUCCUCCAGUAAAUGCUUCCAGUUUAAUUACCCAUUUAUUUAUAUUUAUAUUUGGCUUAUGUAUUACUGGGGGUUAGAAAUCAUUAAAAACUUAAGUCUUGGGAUGGGGGGGGGAGGAUUAUGCAUGUCUUACAAACAUGUCUUGUUCAGAUGAUUGGAAAUUGCUGACCAUAAUUUUAUGUUAUUUGUAUUUUUAUGUCAAAUGUUAGGAUUAAAUACGGGCUAACAUUGAAAACUUAAGCGUUAUAUUGAUAUAUUGGUUUGGUUCACUUUCUCAUUUUUAAUUGCCUACAUGUAUAUGUUUGUAUUGCACAUAAUUUUGUUUGGAUAUGAAGAAUUUGAAAAAUGAACACAGGGCAUUCUAUUGUCAGUUUUGUUUUGUUCUUUUGAACUCCAAGAGAACUACUUGUAUUUGAUGAGCUUUUGUGACCGCCAUUUGUCCACUGUGCAUCAUUUGUCAUUAAUAUUUACAUUUUUAACAUGCUGGAGGAAUAUUUAAUUUAAUUUUUGAAUACGCAAGAGAAAUAUUGACUAUUUGAAAGCAAUAAAGGAAAAUUGUCCUUUGAACUAAUGUAAUAUUUUAUACAAGGAGCUUUUGCCUUAACAGACUAUAGGACAUUUUGCCCCAUAGAACCUUCAUGUUUAUUAACACCACAGUGCACACACAAACAUUGUAAAUAAAUGUUGGUCAAGUAUGCUAUUUUCAAAGUGUAAAUGAUGCAUCAGUACGGUUAAAGCGAGAUUUUGACGUCUGCGUGGCAAAGAAAGCGUUUUUUGUUUUUUGGACAUUUUUUUUUAACAAGUGAUACUCAUUUAUUCAGGUAAAUGUUUCAAUGUUUAACAUAUGAAAUUUUGAAAAUAAAUAUAACCACAUUUUUAGCUCAUCUAUUUAUUGGAAAAAAAAUUAUGAGCUAUUGUCAUCACCUUUGGGUCUGCGUCGGCGUCCAGUUAAGUUUUGUGUUAAUGUCAACUUUUUAUGCUCCCCUUAAAUUUAUUUUGGGGGGAGCAAAUAGUCGCCGCUUCGUCUGUCCGUCCGUGUGUCCGUCCAUGUGUCCGUCCCUGCACAUUUUGUGUCCGGGCUAUUUCUCAGCAACUAAUGACCAGAAUUCAAUGAAACUUUAUGGGAAGCUUCACUACCAAGAGGAGAUGUGCAUAUUAUCAGCGGGUUCUGGUCAGAUGAUUUUUCACAGAGUAAGGGCCCUUUGAAAUUUUCCAUUAACUGUACAUAUAGUGCAAUUCUUGUCCGGGCUAUUUCUCAGCAACUAAUGACCGGAAUUCAAUGAAACUUUAUGGGAAGCUUCACUUCCAAGAGGAGAUGUGCAUAUUAUCAGCGGGUUCUAAUUGGAUGAUUUUUCACAGAGUUAUGGCCCAUUGAAAUUUUCCAUUAAUUGUACAUAUAGUGCAAUUCUUGUCAGGGCUAUUUCUCAGCAACUAAUGACCGGAAUUCAAUGAAACUUUAAGGGAAGCUUCACUACCAAGAGGAGAUGUGAAUAUUAUCAGCGGGUUCUGGUCGGAUGAUUUUUCACAGAGUUAUGGCCCUUUGAAAUUUUCUAUAAAAAAUAUUGUCACCCCAACUACUGUGCCCUCAAGACGUUUCCUUUUAUCUGAAUAUAUAGUGCAAUAUUGUGACAAAAAAAACCUUUGGUGAGCAUCACCCUUCUCCAACGGUUUCUUGUCUCAGAGAGUAUCAACGCUAUUGCAUUCAAACUUGGUACACUUACUUACUAUCAUGAGGGGACUGGGCAAGCAAAGUUAAAUAACUCUGGCGUGCAUCUUGACAGAAUUAUGUGCCUUUUGCAUUUUUUUUCCCCAUUUUUGGAAGAUAAUGUAAUAAAUGACCACACACCCACACUAAACACCCCUCUCCACCCCACCCCUCCCUCCUUUGUGAUUGAAGUAUUGAGAUGGGUCCAUUCACCUUUAAAAGAAAAAUAGAUGGGCGGUCUGCACCCGCAAGGCGGUGCUCUUGUUAUUUUUGGCGUGGGCUCAGUUUGACAGAGAGAUACUAAUAAAAACGUUAUUAAAUUGAA